Hyaloperonospora brassicae is the source of this 426-nucleotide messenger RNA. The record is from the annotation of a GenBank genome assembly. Lineage: Eukaryota; Oomycota; Peronosporomycetes; Peronosporales; Peronosporaceae.
AUGCAGACGCUCAACUGCGAGCUGCAGCCCACGCAGCAGUCGCAAGACGGUGGCAUCGAUCAUCAGGGACUGUGGACGCUGCCGGACAUGACCGUCGAUGUAGUGACACAGUGCAAGAACGGGGGCAAACCAGUGGGUGUCCAGUACGUGCGAGAGUUCCACGGCGUGCUCAAAAGCUGCUUCCCACCGGCAACAGUGGGUCUCUUUGCCUCGGCGUCGGGCUUCAGCCUCUAUGCCCAGCGCUUCCUCCUCCGGAUGACGCAUCCCGCCGUUCUGUGCACGGUGGACACGGAGCGAUGCCGCCUGACGUCGUUCCAGCUGAACGAUCGUGCCCAGACGCUCCUACCAAAGCUCACGGUCGGCUCUUUGUUCACGCGUCAGGAACAUGCGCUCGUGCUCACGUACGGCAACCGCAUCCUCGGGUGA